AUGUCGGAGGAGAGAGGAAUGAAUGCAAAGCCACGUCACGGCACGUGCAAGUAUGCCAAGGGCGCAGGCGCUCUCGCUGUGAUCCAAUUGAACGAGGGCUGCAGAGAGGCAGGCGCAGGCGCAGAUCCUGUAACCUUAUUGGUCGAGGACGGGCGGGAGCGCCAUAAGAAGGCGGUAGGCGUUUCUGGCGGCUCUUGGACUGGCGAGACCUGGGCGUGGGCCAUGCUGCCUCAAGACCCCAAAUCGGGGGCCUUCCGGAGGAGUGAGGACAAGCCUGAGGAGAAAGUUGAAACUAUGCAUGGUGUUGUGACAAGAUACUGCAGUUACUAUGGCAUGAUUGAUGAUUUGAUCUACUUCUCCAAUGAUGCUGUGACUAGCAAAGUGAUUCUGAAUGUUGGACAGGAAGUUACUGCAAUUGUGGAAGAAAAUAAAGUAUCAAAGAAACUGAAAGCAAUCAGAGUGGAAGCUAUUUCUAAUCAACAGGGAGACAAGAGCAAAAAACACAGCAGAGAGCUUUCCAACUCCAGCCCCCGAGUGUUGAUUGGCUGUGUGACUUCCUUGAUUGAGGGUGCUGGCUCCAUCAGUCAGACCACGAACUUCUCUCUGGAAAGUGUCUGUAAAG
Molecule: messenger RNA, 622 nt
Organism: Carlito syrichta (Philippine tarsier)
Lineage: Eukaryota; Metazoa; Chordata; Mammalia; Primates; Tarsiidae
Product: RNA helicase Mov10l1-like
Exons: 4
Source: RefSeq, a predicted model, not a curated record